AUGUACGGCACAGGUGACGGCACGGUUUUGUGGACGUGUCACAUCUUUGGCAACCAGAGCGUUCCCCCCGUGGUGCCGUUUAACCUCGGCUCACUGGGCUUCCUGACCCCCUUCGAUCCGGGCAGUGCGGAGGAGGUGCUGCAUCACGUCAUGGAGGGCGGCUUCCCCAUCAUGCUGCGACACCGGCUGCACUGCCACAUAGUUCGGGCAGCUGAGUGGGUGGUUCUGAACGAGGUGGUUAUCGACCGGGGCAUCUCCUCCUUCCUCACCAACCUGGAGUGCUACUGCGAUGGAACCUUCGUGACGCAUGUGCAGGGUGAUGGCCUCAUCGUGGCCACCCCCACGGGGAGCACCGCCUACAAUCUAGCGGCCGGCGGGUCCAUGGUCCAUCCGCAGGUCCCCGGCAUCCUGUUCACCCCCAUCUGCCCGCACAGCUUGUCAUUCCGCCCCCUCAUCUUCCCUGACCACGUGUCGCUGUGCGUCCAGGUCCCCGCCAACAGUCGCGCCCAGAUGUGGUGCUCAUUCGACGGCAAGGACCGUCAGGCGCUCAACGCCGGGGACGCGGUGGUCAUUCGCAUGAGCGCCUGGCCGGUACCGACGGUGUGCUCCAAGGACGCAUCACGAGACUGGUUCAGCGGCGUGCGGGAGGGCCUGCACUGGAACAUGCGACGGCUGCAGGCGGGGGCGGGGCAGUAG
Volvox carteri f. nagariensis is the source of this 696-nucleotide messenger RNA. RefSeq lists its product as uncharacterized. The transcript has 6 exons. Gene Ontology annotation, biological process: NADP+ biosynthetic process; NAD+ metabolic process. The record is from RefSeq and is a predicted model, not a curated record. Gene Ontology annotation, molecular function: NAD+ kinase activity. Lineage: Eukaryota; Viridiplantae; Chlorophyta; Chlorophyceae; Chlamydomonadales; Volvocaceae. Bases 1 to 696 code for a protein of 231 amino acids.